AAUUACUCAGGUAACGUUUUUAAUCGCGCUGGUUACUUGUUGUAGCGUUAAGUGAAAUUGAAGAAAAAAUACUUUGGUGCAACUGCGACGCUUCCAAAGCGUCCGAAGAGGCAACAUGCAUGUUCUCAAGCGCGGUGGACGUAAGGAGCCUGUGCAUUUCGAUAAGAUAACUGGAAGAAUUGAGGCACUAUGUUACGGUCUGGACAUGAAUUAUGUGGAUCCAUCUGCGAUUGCACUUAGGGUUAUAACUAAUUUAUGUUCUGGAGUAACAACAACCGAAUUAGAUAAUCUAGCAGCUGAAACUGCAGCGACUAUGAUCAAUCAACAUCCAGAUUAUGCAACCUUAGCAGCUAGAAUUGCUAUAUCCAAUCUACACAAGGAGACAAAGGAAGUUUUUAAUGAGGUGAUAUCUGAUUUGUAUCAUGCAAAAUGUUCGAUCACGAAUGAACACUUACCUAUAAUUAGCGAGAAAUAUUAUCAAAUUAUCCAAAACAAUGCAGAUAAAUUGAAUUUAGCAAUACUAUAUGAUAGAGAUUUUAAUUAUAGUUAUGUUACAUUUAAAAUGCUUGAGAGUGAUCACCUAUUGAAACUGAAUGGAAAAGUUGUUGAAAGACCACAGCACAUGUUAAUGCGAGUUGCUGUAGCUAUUCACGGUGAAGAUAUUGAUAAGGUUAUUGAAACAUACAAUUUUAUGUCGAAACAAUAUUUUAUAUAUCCUGCACAGACAAUAGAUACCGCAUGUAUCAUUAAACAACCAAAGGCUAACACAUUUUUAUUGACAAUGUCUGGUGAUAGCAUAGAUGGAAUAUUGGAUACAUUGGAAAGAUUUACUGUUCUUUGUGAUUAUAAUGGUGAAGUAGGAUUUAAUGUACAUUGUAUUCGAGCAAAGAAUACACCUAUUAGGGGUACAGGAGGCGUGUCAAACGGAUUAGUGCCUAUGUUAAAAACAUACGAUACAUCUAUUGGAACUGUCUCAAAAAAUGGCAAAAAUGAGGGACCGAUUACUGUAUAUUUAGAACCGUGGCAUUCUGAUAUUUUUGAGUUUUUGGAUCUUAAAAGGAGUAUUGGUGAGGAGCAAUUGAGAGCAAAAGGCAUGUGUUAUGGAUUAUGGACUCCAAAUUUAUUCAUGAAACGUGUUUUUGAUGAUGAUGUAUGGAGUUUAAUGUGUCCACAUGAAUGUCCUGGAUUAAUUGAAGCUUGGGGUGAUGAAUUUGAAACAUUGUAUACCAAAUACGAACAGGAAGGACUUUUUCGGAGACAAGUCAAAGCAAGGGAGUUGUGGCUUCUCAUUAUUCAAAUACAAUGUGAAACAGGAGUGCCAUACAUAGUUUUUAAAGAUCAUUGUAAUUAUAAAUCAAAUCAUCAGCAUUUAGGCACAAUUAAAUGCAGUAGUUUCUCUACCGAAGUAGUUCAGUAUUCGAAUUCGGAUGAAGUUGCCAUGUGUAAUACAGCUUCAAUCGCUGUCAAUAUGUUUGUGAAUUCUACUAAGAGAGUUUUCGACUUUUAUAAACUUAAAGAAAUAGCGAAAAUCGUCAUCUACAAUUUGGAUAAAAUGAUUGACUUUAAUUUUUACCCUCUUCCAGAGGCAAAAUCAUCAUGUGAUAAACAUAGAUCUAUUGGUAUUGGUGUACAAGGAUUAGCAGAUGCAUUUAUUUUAAUGAGAUACCCAUUUGAAAGCAAAGAAGCUAAUGAACUCAACGUUCAAAUUUUUGAGACUCUCUAUUAUGGCGCUCUAGAAGCUAGUUGCGAAAUAGCUACUGAAAAAGGUCCUUAUGAGUCAUAUAAGGGUAGUCCUAUCAGUGAAGGUAUCCUCCAGUUCGACAUGUGGCGUGUGAAACCAACAAAUUUAUGGGAUUGGGAUAUUUUAAAGACAAAAAUUGCUACACAUGGAGUACGCAAUUCUUUGUUAAUAGCUCAAAUGUCGGAUGCAUUUAUGGCACAAAUGUUGGAAAAUAAUAUAUCAGUUGAGCCAUACAAGAGCAACAUUUAUAUGAUACGUGCAUUAUCAAAACAAUAUUCGAUUAUUAAACCAUGUUUGUUACGAGAUCUAAUCGAGAAAGAUCUUUGGGAUGAAAACAUGUGUAAUAAAAUUAUUCUUAAUGGCGGAUCUAUACAAAACAUUGAGGAGAUACCUGAAGAUUUAAAACUGCUUUAUAAAACUGUUUGGGAAAUGCCACAAAAAACGAUUUUUGAAAUGGCAGCUUCUCGUGGACCUUUUAUUGAUCAAUCGCAAUGUUUGAAUGUUCACAUGGUUGAUCCAUUAGAGAAGCUUACAUCCAUGCACUUUUUUGCUUGGGAAAGUGGUUUGAAAUCCAGUAUGCAUCAUCUUGUAACUGAUGACAAUAAUAUAGAAUAGAUCAGA
Messenger RNA from Mycetomoellerius zeteki, 2362 nucleotides. Its product is annotated as ribonucleoside-diphosphate reductase large subunit. The transcript has 11 exons. Gene Ontology annotation, molecular function: ATP binding; ribonucleoside-diphosphate reductase activity, thioredoxin disulfide as acceptor. The coding region runs from base 116 to 2356 and encodes 746 amino acids. Gene Ontology annotation, cellular component: ribonucleoside-diphosphate reductase complex. Gene Ontology annotation, biological process: deoxyribonucleotide biosynthetic process. The record is from RefSeq and is a predicted model, not a curated record. NCBI's taxonomy places the organism in Eukaryota, Metazoa, Arthropoda, Insecta, Hymenoptera, Formicidae.